GGGAAUCGAACCCGGGUCCUUUCGCUUGCGAGUGCAGCAUUGAUUAACCGCAAGAUCAACGCAAUCUGGGCUGGUAGUUUGGAAGGAUGCAUUCCCUUGUCUUCUUCUGCGCUCAGAAAGUCAUCUCUGACCAUGCCUCGACCCGUAAAGCCCUGGACUCCAUCCCGCACGAGAUCUAUCCGGUGCUCUUCAAAGCUGCUUUCCUCGACCAACGGAUCCUGGUGCUACGUGACUUGGUCCAGAUGUGGCCAUUUGCUGAGCUCAACUUCUCCAGCAUCCUCAAGAAGAGCAAGCACUGCGACCAGGACAUGAUCCGAGAGAAGCCCAACAAGCAGUGCCUGCAAGCUGUGAUCCUCGGGGUGAAGGAUUACGUGAUCAACGAGCUGCGACAGAACCGAAGCCUCACCAGCAGAAAAACUAGAGCAUCAACAUCAAAGGACAAGUACACAUUUAGAAAACCAAAAGCAGCAGCGCCAAAGGACAGGAACAAGUCUAGGAAAAACAGAUUACUCCGCAUUGUGGAUCUUACAGGAUUCCCGGAUGAUGGUGACAAUCAAGAUGAAGACACCAUUAGCCAAUGGUCCCGGUCUGUGGCUCUGGCCAAAGCCUGCAUUGAAGUGUCUAGGACGAGCAAGAGGGAGGAAUAUAAUUCAUCCAAACGGAGGAAGGGGAAGGGAGGUGUCCCAAUGAAGGGUUCCUGCGACUCUCAAAUGUGUGUCAAUAUCCAUGCCAACCUCUUCAUCACCAGCCAUUCCUACGGGACAGUGAAAGAUGCCCUGCAUCUGAGCCAAACCUUCCCCUUGUGUCUGAAGUGCCGAGUCCUACGAGUAGAAGAGUUAUCAGUGAAGAAGACCAUCAGCAUUUUGGAGCUCUUGGAUCCCAUGGUUCUCCGGAAGAUUGAGUUGAGAUACAACAAUCUGGGUCUCUGUUGCCUGAGUACCGUGUUCCCAUACAUCCCGCGCUUUGUGAACCUCAAUAGCCUCAAACUGCCCUACAGUAAUAUCGACGUCAGGUACAUGACCCUGGAGGUAGAAGAGUUUUUCCAGAAAAUGGUCUCGGUUCUCAGUCAACUGCCCAACCUGAAGGAGCUGAACCUGGUGUCCUCUAGGCUAUCUGGAAGGAUCCGGGAACUGCUGAGUGUCUUGCAACAACCUCUGGAAAGCUUGGAGCUCGCCUACUGUUUCCUUCUGCCAGCUGAUGUAACGUACUUGGCCAGUAGCCACCAUGCAGCCACCUUGAAGAAGUUGGACGUGAGCGGCAACAAUCUGUCUGAUGUUCUGCUAAACCCAUUCUGCCAGUUACUGCAGCAAGCCUCCAACUCGCUUAUCUAUCUGGACAUCAUGGAGUGCCGGGUGAUGGACCGCCAACUGUCUGCGUUCCUACCUGCGCUCAGGCAGUGCUCUCAGCUCCAGUACUUCAGUUGCUUCUGUAACCCCAUCUCCAGCGAAGGCUUGAAGUCCCUGCUUCACUGUGUCGUGGAGCUGCCCAACCUCAAGGUUGUCGUACACCCCAAUCCCGUUGAUUGCUAUGAAGAGGGACUGCCUUGGCCGCCGUCCACCUACGAUCUGAUUGAUUACAGUGUUGACCAGGAAAAGCUGAGCAGGGUUGAUGCUGAACUGAAUGAAAUCCGUCUCAAUGCGGUUCGGACUGAUAUUGUCACAACAGUUAAACUAUACAAUAUAGAGUGGUACUGAAGUGUCCCCCAUUCACAACUGAAACAGCUUGUAUUAAAUGCGUUUGAGACAGGAAUGACCAAUUUUUAAAUGAAUUGAUUUUCCAAGUUCACUCUUGCACAAUAGAUUGUUAGAUGGAUGUAGCCAUUAGAACAUAUACGAGUAACAUGUUCAAUAUUGCUUUGUUCGAAAGCUUUAAAGUUGUAAUAAAUAUUUUUGAGAUCUUAUCAUUUUUACUAUCCUUUUAGAAAAGCAAGGAAGAACAUACAUUGUGACAGUGCCUUAUCACAUCGUAGGACUCAAUGCACUUCAGAAUAGUUUGUGUCAAGUGUUGUGACUGUUGGCAACAAUAAGCCACUCUGCCUAGAGAAGAAGGUCAGAGGUUAUAGUAAAAUAUCAUUGACAAUUGGUUAGUUUUUAAAUAAGUUCUUUUCUCAGGAGUGUUUUAGGGGGUCUUGAAGCUGAUCAGAGGUGUAUUGGAGUUUACGAAGAGCUUGGAAAUAGUGGAUAAUUCGGUGCGGCUUUGUUGAGCUUUCUCUGUAUAACAAUUUGUAUUUAUGUGGCAUCUUUGACAAAACGAGAUUGAUUAGAAAUUAAGUCAGUGUUGUUAUUGAGGCAAAACCUUGAGAUGAGCAGUCAAUUUAUUUCAAAAAGAAAUUUGGAUGAGAGAAAAUUCCAUGCUUUUUUGAAUGGGGGAUGGGGGGGUCUGGGAGAAAGAGAUGCUUAUGGCUGUUUGAAUCGCAUGGCAGGCUGAACAUUAAUUAAUCAUAAUCAAAA
Molecule: messenger RNA, 2450 nt
Organism: Callorhinchus milii (elephant shark)
Lineage: Eukaryota; Metazoa; Chordata; Chondrichthyes; Chimaeriformes; Callorhinchidae
Product: leucine-rich repeat-containing protein 14
Exons: 6
Coding region: 87-1694 (535 amino acids)
Cellular component (GO): cytoplasm
Molecular function (GO): protein binding
Source: RefSeq, a predicted model, not a curated record